Austrofundulus limnaeus is the source of this 2299-nucleotide messenger RNA. It is a transcript of the gene lrrc52, whose product is annotated as leucine rich repeat containing 52. The transcript is spliced from 2 exons. Gene Ontology annotation, cellular component: voltage-gated potassium channel complex. Lineage: Eukaryota; Metazoa; Chordata; Actinopteri; Cyprinodontiformes; Rivulidae. Gene Ontology annotation, molecular function: transmembrane transporter binding; potassium channel activator activity; voltage-gated potassium channel activity. The record is from RefSeq and is a predicted model, not a curated record. The coding region runs from base 334 to 1314 and encodes 326 amino acids.
GUGAGCGCACCACCACAGGACGCUGUCAGGUUUUUACAACGUGAGAAUAGCUGCUGUCAAAGGCGACUGGACAGAUCAGUGACACGUGAAGCCGCGCAGGGGCACCAGGCGGUCCGGUUCGAGGCUCAGGCUCCGGAACCAGCUGGCAGAAUGAAGUGAGACACAUUACGCGCGGCAGAGACCGGGGUGGGGGAGCGCGCCGCACGGGACCGAACCGCUCGGCUCUGACCUUGGUGGGGAUCGUUUCUGGACCCAACACCUCCACGGAUCAAUGAGGAAUGUGACCGCGGCUGACUCGGUCCGAACGAGGUGGAUGAAGCCCUCUGCGGUGUCAUGCGUCUUGCCCCGCAGCCAAGCGCGCGACCUUUGCGGCUCCUAGUGUUCCUCCUCCUCCUCGGCGCGGCGGUCGUGUCGUCCCCGGUGGUCUCCGCCGGCUGCCCGGACAGGUGCGUGUGCGACGAUCAGCUGGUGGUCCAGUGCGCUGGCCAGCACCUGACCACCUUCCCGGCGGACCUGCCGCUGGCCACGCGGCACCUCAUCAUCUCCAACAACCGCAUCCCGGAGCUGCCGCCCCUCGCGCUCAACUACCUGUCCGACCUGGUGUACCUGGACUGCAGCAACAACUCCCUGACCGAGGUCUCGCAGUCCACUUUUGGGAACCUGCGCAAGCUGGCCUACCUGGACCUGUCCUUCAACACCCUGCAGCGGGUCGAGGACCGGACGUUCGGGCCCCUGGCGAGCCUGGUGAUGCUGAGGAUGACCGACAACCCGGGGCUCUCCGAGAUCCACCCGGACGCCUUCGUGGAGAACGAAGUCCUUCAGGUGGUGGACGUGAGCCGGAACAACCUGACGGUGUUCAACAUCAGCUCCCUGCUGGCUCUGCCCGCCCUGCGCUCCGUGGGGCUCAGCGGGAACCCCUGGAGCUGCCGGUGCGACAACGAGGACCUCAGUCUGUGGCUCCACCUGGAGAGCUUCAAGUUCCAAGAUGAGGGUCAGACAGUCUGCGGCUCACCUGCUGACAUGCAAGGUCGACGUCUGGCUGAGGUGGGCCUCCAGCUACGGACGCUAUGUCACCAGACUCUGGGCUCCUGGGACUACCUCUUCUUCGUCGUCAUCGGCUUUGUCAUCUUCGCCGCCGGCACCGUGUCGGCGUGGUUGAUGGGGGUCGUCAUGGUGCUGUAUGAGCGCUACAUCAAGAAGAAAGAUGAGCAGCUGGAUAUGGAGAAUGACAACGAAAGCAACGAGAUGAGCCACUCAUCGAGAGGCAGAAAAGACCGCAGCAACAGAAGUCUAAAGACCUCGUAUACUGUUUAAAAGACUUUAAUCCCACCCUGUCUGAUAGGGGUCCCACAGUGCCUCCUGUUAACCUGCACACUGCCUGAAGUCUGAUGUUGAGGUAAAACUGUCUGUUUUAACAGGCUUGGCUUCAUGUGUAAUGGGCUGUCAGGGGAUUUAAGACAUUUCGUAGUGUCCAAGGUGAAAGUCCCCAGAGCAUAGACCAGUCCUGGUCCUCAAGGGCCACUAACCUGUACUGUGUCGAUGUUUCUAUGCUUCAGCGCACCCAAUUUGAAUAAACAAGUGAUUGGCAGGCAAUCAUAGAGCUUGAAAAACUGCUGAAGAGCAAAGAAACAACUAAAACAUGCAGGAUGGUGGCCUACGAGGACCAGUUUUGAGGACCACGUACAUAGACCAUAUAUGCAAAUCUCUGACUUCCUCUGCUGUUCAUUUUGUGUUGCGUCUGGAUGAAAAGUGCUUUAGUUGGCUAAAGAUGAAGGUCUGAAAAGUUUGGGAGGAAACAAGUCAUCUGCAUCCUUAAAGGGAUAUUUAGCACAAGUUGAAGUGAGGUUCUUGUAAUCAAUUAAUAUCUUACCAGUUGAAAACAGCUCUUUAUUUCAGUUUGGAUAAAUGAAGUUCCAUUUUGACAGGAAUGAUGAGGUAACAGCCAGUUCUUCAGACAUCACUAAGAUUUAAGUGUGUUUUCACAGUCUGAAAACAGCUCCAACCAGUUACAAACAUUAACUCAUUGGCUUGUUUACCAUCAUGAGUUUUACAUUAAACAGUUACUGACAUGGAAUUCUGUUUUAAUUUGCAAGUGCAAGUAGCAGCAGCUAGCUAUAGCAUUUCAGAAACAGCUUGGGGUCACUUCUUGCUGGAAUCUUUUCAUUAUUAAGCAUGAGGUAAAAAAAUUGAUGACAGUGUUAAUAUUUAAUGGGAACAUAUCGUUCAAAAUCCACUUUUUAGUCAUUAAAUACAUCUUGCCGUGUACUUUUUUCUGUUUUUACAUCUUCAGUAUUUGUGA